CAACUGUUUACUUUAGUGUCCAAAUGAGUCCAACCCCUUUAUUUACGGCCAAUAAUCUGGUUCUUUGCUUGGUUCUCAACCUUUUGUAUUUUGUCAGUUUUACUUUUGCUUUCAGUUCAAACUUUUCACUUUUCCACGUGUUUCCUGUUCCUAGACACAUAUUGAUACAUAUUGUACUACUUGGAAUGGCUGAACAGCGUAACAAUUCUGAUAAAAUUAAUUUCAAAGUGAAGCAUUUUGAUGAAUAUCAUGAUAUAGUUAUUGAUUGGAAUGAGGAUAGAAAUCGUUAUAACUACCAGCAAGUAUUUGAUCAGCUGGAAUCGAUAACUGGAGUACCAAGUAGAUACACGAGUUCUUUUUCUGUCCAAAGACCCGACGAAGUUAACUGGCCCGGUGGCAUUUUAUGGCUUUGCGAAAACCUGAAAGCAUACACUUCUGAUUUGCUGCCAAAUUUGGACCCUCGUCGCUACAGUGAUAACGAAAGCCCAUUUAUUCGUGAUGGCGAGCGUUAUCACCUCGCAUAUUUUGCUUAUUAUUCUUAUAGAGUCUCAAAACGUAUAAGUUUCGGGUAUUCUCUAGUAAAUGAAAGAUACGUUACUGAAGGAGCCUGCAGUCGAGAUUUCUGUCAAUAUCAAUGCACUGAAAGUCACUUUAAAAGGUUAAAAGAUCUCGUCAGCAAUGAUGAAUUGAAUGCAAAAAUUACUCCGCUUGUCCAGCCAUUAAUGGAAAGACAACUGUGGUCGGAAGCGGAAAAUAUUAUAAGAGAGUUCAAUCUUAAAAAAUGUUUGCGGGUAGUUUGUGUUGAGCAGCGCAGAGAAGAAAUCGAAGAGAAUGGCCAUGUACCCCAAGAGGAACUUUAUCUAAGAACCCGAGGUUAAAUAUCUGUAUUCAUCGAAUCGAAUAAAUGUAAUUUUUUCUUAGUAAUCUCUUCUUUUCACUCGAAUCUGCAAGUUUUCAUUCUGUCUCCUCCAAUCAACUUCUCAUCAUAAUUUGAAUAAAAUUUUAAACAUUCAUUCUGUCGUCUUAAUUACCUACAAGAUGUAAAAGCUGAAA
Molecule: messenger RNA, 1053 nt
Organism: Tetranychus urticae (two-spotted spider mite)
Lineage: Eukaryota; Metazoa; Arthropoda; Arachnida; Trombidiformes; Tetranychidae
Source: RefSeq, a predicted model, not a curated record